GUGAAAUCUGCACAUUUGACAUCCCGCAUUCCGCAUUCCUCUCAUUCCUCGCCCGCCUGUCUGAUCGUCCCGCCUGUCGAUCGAUUUCCGCCAUGUCCCUCGCCAAGUGCGCGAGUCAAGCCAGCGCCAGUCCGCUGCGAUGGGCGGCCGUUGUAACAUUCGUGCUAUUCACAUUGAUAGACUCACAGUUUAUCGAAUCAGCAGCGGCGGCGGCGGCGGAGGGGGGCGAUCACUCUUUCAGCGCGAGCGUGGUGAAGCUGACAGACAGCAACUUCAAGCGGAAGACCAAGGGGCACGCCUUCGUCAUGUUCUACGCCGAAUGGUGCGGGCACUGCAAGCGGCUCAUCCCCGUGUGGUCGCAGCUGGCGGACGACCUCAAGGAGGCGGGCAGGGCUGACGUCAGCAUGGCGGCGCUGCUGGCGACGGAGCACCGCGCGCACCCCGCGGCGAAGCUCGUGCGCGGCUUCCCCACGCUCAUCUGGUUCCACGGCGGCCGCCCCAUCGCGCAGUACGAGGGGGACCGCUCGCGCGAGUCCCUGCUGGCGUUCGUCGAGGAGCAGGCGCAGCUGGGGGAGGCGGAGUUGGCGGAGGGCGCGCGGCGCAUGGCGGAGGAGGUGCGGAAGGUGGAGGAGGAGGCGCGGAAGGAGGCGGAGAAGACGGGCGAGGAGCACUCGUUCAGCGGGAGCGUGGUGGAGCUGACGGACGGCAACUUCCAGGAAAAGACCAAGGGGCACACGUUCGUGAUGUUCCACGCCGAAUGGUGCGGGCACUGCAAGCGCCUGAUCCCCACGUGGUCGCAGCUGGCGGACGAGCUGCAGGCGGCGGGGCGGGCGGACGUGAGCGUGGCCGCGCUGCUGGCGACGCAGCACCGCAACCACCCCGCGGUGAACGCGGUGCAGGGCUUCCCCACGCUCAUCUGGUUCCACGGGGGGCAGAUGGUCAACGACUACUCCGGCGAUCGCAGCGUGGCGUCGCUGCGUGAGUUCGUGGAGCAGCAGAGCGCGCUGCAGGGGGCGGCGCUGGCGCGGGCCAAGCGCGAGAUGAAGGCGGCGGUGGAGCGCAAGGCGGAGGACAUGCGGCAGCAGCAGCAGAAGGCAGCGGAGGAGCGGCAGCGCGUGGAGGCGGAGUUCAGCAGCCAGGUGCCCGAGCUCAGCCUGAGCUACCUGGCAGGGCUGGAGGACAAGCAGGCCGUGGUGCUGCACUACGCCGACUGGUGCCAGGCAUGCGGCGCCAUGAAGCCCGUUAUCCUCGACCUGCUGGCGCAGCCCCCGAUUGACGGCCUCCUGGUGGGCCGCUUCAAGGACAACCAGGCCGCGCUGCCUGCCGCUGGUAACACGCUGCGUAACGGCCAGCCGACGACCUUCUUUGUGAGCCAUGGGCGGGUGGUGGACGCUCUAAAGGGGGCGAAGAAGGGCGAGGAGGUGAGGGAGUGGGUGCGGGAGAUGGGCGAGCUGAGUGAGGAGGAGAUGGAGGAGAGGGCGGCGGAGUGGAGGGCGGGCGUGGAGGAGGAGGCGGAGCGCGUGCAGCGGGAGGAGAGGGAGAAGAUUCAGCAGGAGGUGAGAAAGAAGGAGGAGGAGAAGCGCAAGGCCAAGCUGCAGAAAAGGAGGGCCAAGACAAGAGCGGCAGCGAGGUGAAGAGGAGACCGAUGCAACGAUGAAGGCGAUCAGGGUGGGUAGAUGGCAGAAGGGGAGGAGGGCUGUUUGAUCAAGGGGGGAAAGAGUGGAGAGGGCCAGAGGCGAAUAUUGAAGCCCGUGGGACAACAGUUCCCUUGAGAAAUUGGCCCGGCCUGGAGGCAAAUGAACGGAGUUGGGAUGGGUUGACCUCUGCAAGCUCCAGUAAGAGUGGAGGUCAGUUAUUACUCGAAUAACUAUUAGGAAUGCAUAACUAUGGCGUAGAAAGCGUUUGUAAUUUGGAGAUGUAGUCACUCCUAACAACACCACCAACAUGUUAUGCCAAUGCACAGUGUAUGUAUCUGACCGUACGGAUUCCUG
This is a messenger RNA of Closterium sp. NIES-67, 1991 nucleotides long. The record is from the annotation of a GenBank genome assembly. NCBI's taxonomy places the organism in Eukaryota, Viridiplantae, Streptophyta, Zygnematophyceae, Desmidiales, Closteriaceae.